Messenger RNA from Hyphopichia burtonii NRRL Y-1933, 513 nucleotides. Its product is annotated as mitochondrial 54S ribosomal protein bL12m. Gene Ontology annotation, molecular function: structural constituent of ribosome. The record is from RefSeq and is a predicted model, not a curated record. Gene Ontology annotation, biological process: translation. Lineage: Eukaryota; Fungi; Ascomycota; Pichiomycetes; Serinales; Debaryomycetaceae. Gene Ontology annotation, cellular component: ribosome. The transcript has a single exon. The coding region runs from base 1 to 513 and encodes 170 amino acids.
AUGUCUUUGUUACGUCAAGCCGUUAGACCUUCAUUGAGAUUGGCCACCAGAAGAAUCGCUCCAGUAGCUGUUCGUUUCAACUCAUCAGCACCAGCUGCUGAAAAAGCACCAGUUGAUCCAAAAAUUUCUGCCAUCGUUGAUCAAAUUUCUACUUUAACUUUAUUGGAAACUUCUACUUUAGUUUCUGAAUUGAAAGAAAGAUUGAAUAUUCCAGACAUCUCAUUCCCAGCAGCUGGUGCUGCUCCAGCUGCUCCAGCUGCUCCAGUGGAAGAAGAAGUGAAAGAAGUUGUUGAAGAAAAAACCAUCUUUUCUAUUAAAUUAGAAUCUUUUGAUGCCAAAUCUAAACCAAAGAUUAUCAAAGAAGUCAAAGGUUUAUUAGGUUUAUCUUUAGUUGAUUCCAAAAAAUUCGUUGAAGCUGCUCCAAAAGUUUUGAAAGAUAAUGUUGCUAAAGAAGAUGCUGAUAAGAUUAAAGCCACUUUAGAAGGUUUAGGAGCUAAAAUUGUUUUGGAAUAA